This is a messenger RNA of Xenia sp. Carnegie-2017, 1512 nucleotides long. RefSeq lists its product as uncharacterized. The transcript has 2 exons. Gene Ontology annotation, molecular function: protein binding. The coding region runs from base 20 to 1246 and encodes 408 amino acids. NCBI's taxonomy places the organism in Eukaryota, Metazoa, Cnidaria, Anthozoa, Malacalcyonacea, Xeniidae. The record is from RefSeq and is a predicted model, not a curated record.
AUUAGUACUUCUUCAACAAAUGGGCUUUAUGCUGUGGGCCAAGGCACUUGAUGUAAUGGGAAGGUCAUCGAUGCAUCUUGCAAAACUGUAUGAUUUACGUACAUCUGCUCAGGUAUCGAAAUUCAUCAGCUCCACGUGCAAAUAUAGCAUUCCUCAUUCAGUGACAGUGCAGUGUCGCGGAGGACGAUAUAUACAUCCAUCAUUGGUUAUAAAAAAUGAGUGCAAAAGGAACUAUUAUUUGUCAGGACAUGUUAAGACGACUUGUUUGAAAAGACAGUCUGAAUGCUUGGCAUGUUCGUGUUAUGCAAAUGGCACUGUCUUCACUAGCAUUCUAGUCAAUGAUACACAAAAAAGCGUUAGUACAGGGUUUCAGUGCGCUGAUCAAACUGGGCAGUGCAAGUGCAAGCCCAAUUAUUACGGCAAGAGCUGCGAUAAACGCGAUUGUAUGUGGACAUCUUGGUCGAAAUGGUCUUCAUGUUCCAAGGCAUGUGAUUACGGGGGCGUUACAAAAAGAGUUAGAUCACAUAAAGUUGUUCAGGUGGGAAAAGGAAGACCAUGCAUCGGAUCAAAUGAAAAAAGCAAGCCUUGUUUCCUUGGUUGCUGUAGCGGACAGUUUCACUGUUCCAACACAAAAAAAUGCAUACCUCAAAGUUACCGAUGCAAUUACAGACGUUAUCAGUGCGGGGAUAACCAAGAUGAAUUGUCUUGUCGCGAAUCAUGUACUUCUCGCCACACACCCUUCAAUUCAGAUGGUGGUGGUAGUAUGUUUUAUCUUGAUCGCCAUCACCUGAACUGCGGAGGCAGCGGUAACGUCAUGCAAUCAUUUAGGUUCAAUCGAAAUCAAAACCACCAAUUCAGAUAUACCUAUACAUGCUGCAGGCUCACUAAAACAGUGUGUUCUAACUCUACCAGACGAAAUGGAUACACCUUUGCAGGCAAUGGUGAUACUCGUUAUUUGGACAGACAAACAGUUUCAUGUGGCAGUAACGGGCUUCUAUCGAGCUUUCGCUUAGAAAGAAGAAACGGAGAUGUGAGAUAUAGUUACAACUGCUGUUUUUUUUCUGGCUUUAAAUCUUCUUGUUAUAAUAGGUAUACUGCAUUUAGCGAUGAAGGAAGUGGUAGAAAUUACUAUCUGGACAGGCAUCAUAUUCAAUGCCCAAACAGAUAUUUUCUAACAUAUUUCAGAUUGACGCGAUCUCCCCCUAAUUAUGGGUAUCACUAUCGUUGUUGUCAAAUUCGUGGCUGAAUGGGAUUUUUUAAGAUGGCUUGUAAUGUUUUACAAGGAACUAAAUUAUAUUUCUUUAAUUCAAUAUUCGACGACGUCCAAUGAAAAAAUUACAAUCAGUAGGAAAUUACAGAAGUAGGAAAGGUAGGAAAGGUAGGGCUCUUGCUGCUGUAUGUCUGUUUCAUUUUCCCAAAUUAUCAACAAAAAUUUUGGUACAGGUAGUUUUGACAUUUAUCGUCUUGAUAAUUCUUUUCGUGUAUUAUUACAUUUUCUACUUUACACUAUCA